GUCUUCCUUUCAACUUCUAUCGACUCCGCUCUUCUUGUGUCCGUGCUGAAUUCUGAGGACGGGAUAUCUCGGUCAGAGCAGCUUUCAUCGACUCAUUCACAGAAAGCUAACGGGAUAGCGCGCUAAGUGGACACAGAUGCAGGCCAUAAAGUGUGUGGUCGUCGGGGACGGGGCUGUGGGAAAAACAUGCCUUCUGAUCAGCUACACCACCAAUGCUUUUCCCGGGGAAUACAUCCCCACUGUAUUUGAUAAUUAUUCUGCUAAUGUGAUGGUCGAUGGAAAGCCGGUGAACCUGGGACUGUGGGAUACAGCAGGGCAGGAGGAUUACGACAGGCUUCGACCGCUCUCCUACCCUCAGACGGACGUGUUCUUGAUUUGUUUCUCUCUUGUGAGUCCAGCCUCAUUUGAGAACGUCCGUGCGAAGUGGUAUCCAGAGGUCAGACAUCAUUGUCCAAACACUCCUAUAAUUCUGGUUGGGACUAAGCUUGAUCUGAGAGAUGACAAGGACACUAUAGAAAAGCUGAAAGAGAAGAAACUCACACCCAUCACCUACCCUCAAGGUCUCGCUAUGGCCAAAGAAAUAGGAGCUGUGAAGUACCUGGAAUGCUCAGCCUUAACGCAACGCGGCCUUAAGACGGUGUUCGAUGAAGCCAUCCGUGCGGUCCUGUGUCCGCCCCCAGUCAAGAAAGGAAAGAGGAGGUGUUUAAUCCUCUGAACUGACUGUACUCACAGCACCAGCUACAAUCUGAGCUCACCUGAGAGGAGAACAGUGGAGGCGGGGAUGAUGGGAAAUGUGUGUGGGGGAAGAAGAAAGAGUCUGCACAGUGUAUCCGUACAGAUAUUUCUCCCUCUUGCAUUGCAUUUAGAAUUGCGCCACUAACUAGCAUUAAGAUGCCAGAUUAUUUGCUUCCGAGUGAUGAGGAGUGGCAUCCAUAGUUGUUUUCCUUCCCGUACAGUAAGACAUUCCUGCUGCCUUCUAAUCAUCUCCUUUAUUCUCCCCUCAUCUUGAUGAACUAAAUACUCCUUUCAGUGUAUUUCUCCAUCUUUGUGAGCCCAUAUGUUUUGUUUACAAUCUGCAUUUUUGUAGAAAACGAAUUAUUGCCAAACGUUAAACCCAGGUGGAUUUCAAUUUGCUCAAACUAACGGUCUAAUUUUUCUUAAAGGGUGGCGGGUGUUAAUCAUGCAUACUUGUAAGAGACCGAGAUUGCAGUAAUGUUGAAGGAACUAUUUUACAAGAGGACAGCUUAAGUAAACACUAUUUUUUUUGGUUCCUGUCUUACGGUUUUCAUGCUAGAGAGUUUAUUUUGUUUAACUGUAACUGUUUAAAGAAACAAACCUAGUUAAAAUGCAUAUAACAGCUUUGUUUUGUCAGCAUAUAGCAUAUUUUCACUACUGUAUCUGAAUAUUCAGAAGGGCAGAUCUCUUGUUUAAUCUCUCGCUGUAUUUUAGUCAGGCUUUUGGAGGAGUCAGACAGUGUUUUAACCAUUUUACAGUCCCAGUAUUGUAUUGAGACUACAGAUCUACCAGUGCCUAGUAUCAGACCAGGGUUUCAUUGCAAAGCUGAGCAUGUCAGAAGUUUCUGUACUGUAGACUCCUCAACACUAUGGCACGGGGUUCAUAUUCUUGAAAGAUCCCCUUGAAGACUGUGCUAUAUGUGUAUAAACGGUUUGUUGUAAAGGUACAGACAUUAAGUAUUAAACUUCUAAUUGGAUUUCAGACAUGGUUCAAGACGAAAUGGUUGGAAUUUGCCACAUGGAAUUUUUAAUUUUGACAGAUCUGUAACUUUUUUUAAAAACAUUUAAAAUGCUUUAUUCAUGCUUUUAUUGCCUCCACAAAAACUACAAUGCAUUAACCUUUAUAUCUGAAAAUAGAAACCAAAUAUAAAAACGUGUCUUUGUUCUUCGUUUUCCAUGUGCACUUUACGGACAGAAGUAUUGGGACACCCCCUUUUAAUAAACAGGUUUGACCACGA
Cyprinus carpio (common carp) is the source of this 1972-nucleotide messenger RNA. Its product is annotated as ras-related C3 botulinum toxin substrate 1-like. The record is from RefSeq and is a predicted model, not a curated record. Gene Ontology annotation, cellular component: cytoplasmic vesicle; cell cortex; cytoskeleton. Gene Ontology annotation, molecular function: protein kinase binding; GTP binding; GTPase activity. Gene Ontology annotation, biological process: motor neuron axon guidance; regulation of cell shape; cortical cytoskeleton organization. NCBI's taxonomy places the organism in Eukaryota, Metazoa, Chordata, Actinopteri, Cypriniformes, Cyprinidae.